Molecule: messenger RNA, 2335 nt
Organism: Impatiens glandulifera
Lineage: Eukaryota; Viridiplantae; Streptophyta; Magnoliopsida; Ericales; Balsaminaceae
Product: polyadenylate-binding protein-interacting protein 7-like
Exons: 7
Coding region: 307-1935 (542 amino acids)
Source: RefSeq, a predicted model, not a curated record
AGUGAGCUUUGAAGAAAGGAGAGAGAGAGAGAGGUCAGCAAAGCUAAAAGAGAUAGAUAGAGAGAGAAGAGGGGUCGUCAAAUUGAGUGGCGAAGGGUUUCUGCGUUUGCUUCUUCUUCUACUUCUCUCUCUACAUAUACAUAUUCUGUGGAGGAUUCGAAGAGGAAGACGGAUACGAGGAUUAGCUAGAAAUCUGAACUCCAAAUCGACAGGUAAUCGUAGCUACAAAUCAGGAUUUGGCUAACGGAUUGUGCGCUCUUCUCCCGUCUUUGCGAAAAGCGAUAGACAAACAGAGAAGAAACAAGAAUGAGCUUAUCUACUAGAAAAGGGAGCAUUCUUGGUAACAGCUAUCUCAAGUCUUUGAACCCAGAUGCUGUAGAAUUCGUUCCAUUUUCUCAUAAACCGUCUCCUGGAAGCACCAGCACUGCUGACAUUCGUUCAAGCCAUCAAAGUUCUCGCUCAGAGACAAUGGGAAAAUCCGUGCUUGAUAGAUCUGAAUCAUCAAUAUCAGAUGACGAAGUGCAUCGAUACUGGCGUCAACAGCUUCCAGACGAUAUUAUUCCUGAUUUCAAUCUAAUGGCACAAGAAGAACCUCAAGUGAUUAAUGACCUUCCAUUUGCGAAUUUGUCCUUGCAAGAGAACCAUGAACUGCCCAGGUUCUCAGCUUCCUCGGGUAGCAGAUUCAUUAUGAAGGAUCAAGUUGAACUACCAUUAAGGUCUUCAGCUCCAUCAUAUGUUGAUGAUGUUUCUUCUGCUAACUUGUUCCAUUUGCCAACUAAACCAUGGGAUGAUCCAGUCCUGAAAAAUGACCAGCUUCCUUCCACCUCCAAUGAGGGGUCUCUUCACAAUGGGAGUUUUGCUCUAAGACGACCAACCAUUGCCCCGCCUGAUCGGGCAACAGUAGAAGUGCCAAAUGUUAGUCCUUUUGAGCUCCUGACUUUACAAUUUCCUACUGUUUCUACAGAUAGCCUUGCAGAAUUGUAUUUUUCUAAUGGAUGCGAUUUGAACCUGACAUUCGAGGCGCUAAAUCAACGAGAGUUGCAAGGUGAGAGAAGAAUUUCAGAUCCAAUUUUUGGUAUGCCGGAUUAUCCUUCUCUUGCUGCUGGGGCAGAAAGUCCACCAGGAAGGUAUUCUACUUCUGGGGAAGAGACUCUUGCUCAACCUCUUGUUUAUCGUAGGGCACACGACAGAGCUGCUUUAGCAUCUACAUCAGCACUAAUAAGGAACAUGCUAUCCCACGAUUCUAAUAUAGGGAGGUAUGAUAGAAAUGCCUCUACUGAUGCUACUGGGGGAUCAAGCUACCCACAUUUAUUCGGGCAGGCUAGGGGCACAACUGGUGAUGGGUUUCAAAUUCGGACUUCACCACGGGCAGCUCCUUCAUGGAUGGAAACUGGUGAUGCAGUAGUUGGGAAUCUGUAUGCUGAGACGCGAGAGGAAGCUCGUGAUCAUGCACGCCUACGUAAUGCUUACUUUGAACAGGCACGACAGGCUUACUAUAUUGGUAACAAGGUUUUAGCAAAAGAAAUGAGCAUGAAAGGACAAUUACACAAUUUGCACAUGAAGGCUGCCCAUGGGAAAGUCCAGGAAUCUCUUCUCCGCCAGAGCAGGAACAAUGAGAUGAUGAUGCAGUAUCAGCAUCAGCAUCAACAAUUGAAUGCUGGGAGGGUUCACGAAAGAUUAAUAGACCUGCAAGGACUUCAAGCUAACGAAGCCGUACAUAUCCUGAAUCGAGAACUGACUCUACUGAAACUCGCGGCUAGAGCUGACGAACAAAGGGUCCAGGUUUAUAUAUGCGUAGGAACAAUCAACCAAACUCGCGGGGUGCGCGCCACACCUGCAAGACUCCCGAUUGUGGUGCAGCGAUAUCUUCUGGAGGAAGAAGGCCUUGAUUUCACGGAACCGCAGCCCGGUCUACUCCGUGUUGUCAUUCGUUAAGAGAAAAAGCAGCAGCAGCAGCAGGUAUAGUAGACACCUUUUUUAUUUGACAUAUAGAUAACCACCAACAACAAAAGAAAAUCAUUGAAAACAAAAACAAAAACAAAAAAAUUCCAUCUGUAUAUGGGAAAGUGGUGAAAUAUCUGCAGAAAAAGAGGAAAGGAAAGGAAAGGAAAAGUAUGUAUAAUUUCAGUCAGCUUUGAGAUGAUGGAUGAUGAUCAAACCAAUCAAUAGUAGGAAAAGAGAGAAUAUCAUUGUAGUAACUCUUUUUUUGUUUGUUGUACUCUUUUGUAAUUUUACUGUCAUCAACCCUUACAUUGUUACUCUUUUUUUAAUUUUAAUCUCAGAUGUAAUUUGACAGAAUUUGUGUUUUAGUUAAUAUGAUGAUAGGUUAAAUCUC